Molecule: messenger RNA, 2765 nt
Organism: Tympanuchus pallidicinctus (lesser prairie-chicken)
Lineage: Eukaryota; Metazoa; Chordata; Aves; Galliformes; Phasianidae
Gene: IFT56
Product: intraflagellar transport 56
Exons: 19
Coding region: 294-1958 (554 amino acids)
Biological process (GO): intraciliary anterograde transport; intraciliary transport involved in cilium assembly
Cellular component (GO): ciliary basal body; intraciliary transport particle B; ciliary base
Molecular function (GO): intraciliary transport particle B binding; protein binding
Source: RefSeq, a predicted model, not a curated record
CAGAAGGCCAGCGCACUUCUCUGGCCGCGCCCCGCACCUCGUCAGUCGGGCCGCGGGAACAGCCAAGAGCCGGACAACCAAGAGACACUCCAGAAGCGCCUCCUCUCGCGUGCGAUGAUUGGAGCCCACCGGUGCUCAGCGGAGCCAAGGCUCAGCCCUUCCGGGGGACGGCGCCCGUCUGCGCGCGGCGCCUAUUGGCCGCAUCGCUGGGCUCCGCGCCUUCUUCCGCCGUCCCACGGUUACCGCGGCAACGGCGCCAUCGGCGGCGCGGGGAGCGCGGGCCCGGCGGCAGGAUGAUGCUCUCCCGGGCCAAGCCGGCUGUGGGAAGCACCCCGCCGCAGGGAGACAGACGGAGGAGGAAAGGGAAGAAGGUGCCCCAGCUGGAGGAGCUGCUGGCCGGGAGGGACUUCACCGGCGCCAUCGCCUUGCUGGAGUUUCAGCGACACGCGGGUGAGCAGCAGGAGGAUGCUGAGCUCUGGAUCGGGUACUCUGCCUUCCAUCUGGGUGACUACAAGAGAGCUCUGGAGGAAUAUGAGGCCUUGACCAAACAACCAUCUUGCAAUCCUGAUGUUUGGGUGAACCUUGCGUGUACCUACUUCUUUCUGGGAAUGUAUACACAAGCUGAACAGGCAGCCUUGAAAGCACCUAAGAGUCGUCUUCAGAACCGUUUACUCUUUCACCUGGCACAUAAGUUCAGUGAUGAGAAGAAACUGAUGAGCUCUCACCAAAAUCUGCAAGACAUUACAGAGGAUCAGCUUAGCUUGGCAUCUAUCCACUACAUGCGGUCCCACUACCAAGAAGCUAUUGAUAUCUACAAAUGCAUUCUUCUUGAAAAUCGGGAGUACUUGGCUCUGAAUGUGUAUGUGGCUCUAUGCUAUUAUAAACUGGAUUACUAUGAUGUAUCACAAGAAGUGCUAGCUGUUUAUCUUCAGCAAGUUCCUGACAGCACCAUUGCUCUUAACCUCAAGGCUUGUAACCAUUUCCGACUGUACAACGGAAAGGCUGCUGAGGCAGAACUCAAGAACUUGACGGACAGUGCCUCAUCAUCUUUUGAGUUUGGGAAGGAGCUCAUUAAACAUAAUCUGGUGGUGUUCCGAGGGGGAGAAGGAGCUUUGCAGGUGCUGCCUCCUCUGGUUGAUGUUAUUCCUGAGGCAAGACUGAACCUUGUGAUUUACUAUCUGCGGCAAGAUGAUGUGCAGGAAGCUUAUAACCUGAUUAAAGACUUGGAACCUACAGCUCCACAGGAGUAUAUCCUCAAAGGAGUGGUAAAUGCAGCUCUUGGACAAGAAAUGGAUUCGAGAGAUCAUCUGAAAAUUGCUCAGCAGUUCUUCCAGUUGGUGGGUGAAUCAGCCAGUGAAUGUGAUACCAUUCCAGGGAGACAGUGCAUGGCCUCCUGCUUCUUUCUUCUUAGACAGUUUGCUAAUGUCCUGAUUUACCUCAACUCAGUCAAGAGUUACUUUUACAAUGAUGACACUUUUAACUUCAACUACGCCCAAGCCAAAGCUUCCAUGGGCCUUUUUAGUGAAGCUGAAGAGGUGUUCCUUUUGAUCCAGAGUGAGAAGAUAAAGAAUGAUUUUGUUUACCUUAGCUGGCUGGCUCGCUGCUAUAUUAUGAAUAAGAAACCACAGUUGGCCUGGAAGCUCUAUCUGAAGAUGGAGACCUCAGCAGAAUCCUUUAACCUAUUGCAGCUCAUUGCAAAUGAUUGCUACAAAAUGCGUCAGUUUUACUACGCAGCCAAAGCAUUUGAUGUGCUGGAGAGACUGGACAGUAAUCCUGAAUACUGGGAAGGCAAGAGAGGUGCUUGUGUUGGUGUCUUUCAAAUGAUCUUAGCUGGCCGAGAAGCAAAAGAGACUCUGCGGGAAGUACUGCAUCUCCUGAGAAGCACUGGUAAUUCUCAAGUGGAAUACAUUAUCCGCAUCAUGAAAAAGUGGGCCAAGGAGAACCGAGUCCCUGUCUAAGCCAGUGCCACAAAGUGAGCAGGGACCUUCAGACAUGAAGCAGGUUGACCAAGCUGAACAACAGUGUCGUUCAAUGAGACUGCAAAACAGCCAGCAAUUUGGGGUUUUACUUUGUUUGGUUUUGUAUUGGAUUUUUUUGUUUGUUUGUUUCUUGUUUUUGUUCAUUAAACCAUUAUUACUGAUGUUUUGUUCUAUGUAAAGAGUUCUAUAUACUACCAGCUUAGGGAAAAAAUACAUUCUGAACACUGUCCUUUUCUGAUAAAUUGUCUCUUAUAUCUGAGCUGUUAAAGAGCUUUUAUCUCUCUUAACACUAAAUCUGAAGAUAAGGGUUAAUCAGUCCCAAAUGCUGAGAUUCAAAUUAGCUUAUGUGCUCUCUAGGUUAGUAACAAAGCAUGAUGAUAGCAUCAAUUUCAGUGCAUGGAGGUUUGACUGACUUGAGUGUUUAAUCUUGCUUUGUUGAUGUUCAAAAGAACCAGAGCUGAAUCUUUAGAAUAAUUUUCUUCAGCUGUUACUACCCUAGUUGCAAGUAAAUUUAUUAUACUUUUGAGGUAAUUACUCUAAUGUGUUCUGAGGAGAACAAUUCUGGACACGAUUCUAAAAGAAGACAAUAGCUGUAACACAGAAAUGUAUUAUAUGGUUUGCAGUGGAAAACAUUUGUAUAUUAUUUGUAAAAGUAAAAUUUACAAUUUGUAAAUUUGUAAAAUACUUUUGAAGUAUUUUUGUAUCUUUUUUUUUGGAGGGAGGGGAGUCUGGAUGUGGUAUUCACUGCUGUCUGUGCUUUGAUUAAAGCUCUUAAUUGAAUUUACA